UGCGGUGCGUCGGGAAACACCAGCCUGAAAGAAGAUGGGGCUCGGAAGCAGAGUUAGUCGGCUAAAUCUGGAUUAAGCUCCAGCCAACGCUUGUAGCUGAAGGAGAAAUCGGACACGACCCGUUGGCAUGAUACGUUAGGCUGCCGGGCACAGAAGGGAACAAUGGUGAAGUACUUCUUCAGCGAGCUGGACAUCAAAAGCACGUGGGACCAAGUCUUCUCUGCUUUCUGGCAGAGAUAUCCCAACCCUUUUAGCAAGCAUGUCCUCACUGAGGACGUGGUUUACCGCGAGGUGACGCAGGACGACAGGCUGCUGACCAGGCGGCUGCUGACGAAGACCAAUCGCCUCCCGCGCUGGGCGGAGAGGGUCUUUCCCUCCAACCUUGGUCGCUCCGUCUACAUCGUGGAGGACUCCAUUGUGGACCCCAAGAACUGCACCCUGACCACCUUCACCUGGAACGUCAAUCAUGCCACACUGAUGGUGGUGGAGGAGCGCUGCGUGUACAGGAUGAACUGCGAGAGGCCGGCCUGCACGCAGCUCAGACGCGAGGCCUGGAUCAGCUCGGCGGUGUUUGGUUUCUCCAGGGCCAUCCAGGAGUUCGGUCUGGCCAGAUUCAAGAGCAACCAGGUGAAAACCAUGAAGGGUCUGGAAUACGCACUGUCCAACUUGCACGGAGAGGGACCGGCGAGGAGCCGGAAGGACACCCCGAAAGACGCCGGUGAAAAAGCGAAAGAGACGGCCUUCAACGCCACAGAGAAGGCCAAGAAUCUGGCCAGUGCAGCCACUCCCCAGAAAUCGAACCAGUUCGUCUGAGAUCGGGCCGGAGCGCGUCUCUGCUCGGGAGGGACACACUGGAGCCCUUUGCACCUAUAGGGACAAAGAAGAGUGGUCAUGUGGCUGAGCUGGGGUUCCUGAGGGCCUCUCACGUAGCCUCCUGUGGGCUGUUACCAUGUACUGUCAGGUCAGAAAACUGGGCCUGGAUACUCUGCCUAGCUGUCUGCUGAAGACCAUAAUGAAUGCUCUUCAGGCCUCUUGCUCUGUGACUGUCCUGACCAAGCCCUGGGCCUGCGCUCAGGGCAGUCCAAAUUCUCUGCCCCUGUCUUACCUUUUAAUCUGUCAGCUUCAGUGCUGCCUUGAAGUCUCAGGUAAUGUACAAUUAUAUGUAGAUGUGUACAUCUGAACAUGUACAAAUGCAUAUCGAGUGUUUUUAAGAGUAUGUAUAAAUUGUGUCGUGUUUGGUUUAAAAAACCAUCUAUGAUCAUGGCCUCCAGAGCAGCAGGUUCUGGAGUGAAGAGAAUGAAAUAAGAAAAGAGAUGUCCCAGUUACGUAGUUUUUUAUGUUGACUUUGUCCAUUAGGUGUUUUUAGAGUUUGAUCAUGAAUAUGCAGUGUACCACUUUUUUUUUCCCCAGGUCUCAUUUCAUUUUUUCGUUUCGUCAUACUCUGUCACUAAGAGUUUUAUUUUUUGAAUUGUCAAACUUGUACGUGAUUCAAAGACGUAACCUACUCUAUUUAUUUCACAUGGUCCUAACCUCGUGGCAUUCCUUUCUGCUUCGUAACCUUUCUUCAGAAAGCUGGUUUCAUGUUAAGGAGGUGGUGUCCGGACCCCAGUGGACCUGCGGCAUGCCACGUUCUGGAUGGGGGGGGUGGACGAGUCAGCUUCGCUUAAUUGGCUCUGGUGUUGCUGGAGGCAGUUGGGCUGGAAGGCUGACGUGCCCUAGGGAAGGUACUGCUUGCAGGCCUGCUCGUUGCUCGCUGUUCGCGGCUUCAGCCCAGCUAGGCUGCGCGCAGCAGGGCCGUCUCUGCAGUCUCCACUGCCUCGCACCCGGGCUCUCCCCUCUUCUGCUUCACAGCUGGCACUUCUGCCCUGACCUGGGCUCUGACGCCACUUUUGUCUGGUCACGCGGCAGGUUAAAUUAUUUUCUAAAGUAUGUGUAUGUAUAUAAAUAUAUAUUUUUCAUUAAAUUAAACUAAUUGUGGCCAGGCCUGACACUGCUACACGAAUUCCUUAACGAGCUGACAACCAUUUGAGUAGAUGGGCUGGGCAGCAAACUAGCUUCAGGAAAAAUGAGGGGGGGUGGGGGAGUAUUUAAGCAGAUUUACUGUGUCGUACCUCUGUCUCAAGAUGUUUUAUACUGCAGUUAGUCUAACUCUUUUAAAAUCCGUUUUACUUAAUAAAGUGUGUCGGUACUGUUGCAGUGUU
Messenger RNA from Lepisosteus oculatus (spotted gar), 2201 nucleotides. RefSeq names its product PRELI domain-containing protein 1, mitochondrial-like. The record is from RefSeq and is a predicted model, not a curated record. Gene Ontology annotation, biological process: phospholipid transport. Gene Ontology annotation, cellular component: mitochondrial intermembrane space. Gene Ontology annotation, molecular function: phosphatidic acid transfer activity. Lineage: Eukaryota; Metazoa; Chordata; Actinopteri; Semionotiformes; Lepisosteidae.